This is a messenger RNA of Larimichthys crocea (large yellow croaker), 700 nucleotides long. RefSeq names its product FXYD domain-containing ion transport regulator 6-like. The record is from RefSeq and is a predicted model, not a curated record. Gene Ontology annotation, biological process: regulation of sodium ion transmembrane transporter activity. Gene Ontology annotation, molecular function: sodium channel regulator activity. Gene Ontology annotation, cellular component: membrane. The coding region runs from base 292 to 573 and encodes 93 amino acids. Lineage: Eukaryota; Metazoa; Chordata; Actinopteri; Sciaenidae. The transcript has 10 exons.
CUUCUUUCUGUCUCUCAUUCCUGAGACUAGACCCAAGAAGAAGCAGACCUUUAUUUAGUACAGCCGAGUACAGAACUUUCAGAGAAUGCAACACAGAGCAAUUAUGUUUUAACUUUAUAGCUGCUAGAAGUUUUGCAUUUCGUCUCUUCUGUUUUGCCUCAAGAAACAAGAGAGAAACUUUCUUUCUUUCUUUCUUUCUUUUUUUUUUUUUUAGAAAAGUUCGGCUCAUUGGGCGGAGACAAAGAGUCUUAACAAACAUAAGAGUUUAUACAGAGGCUGAUUCACGGUACAAUGGAUCUUGUGGUGUUGGUGGCAUUCAGCUCCUGGCUGGCUCCUGCACUCGGAUCAGCAUUUGGCAGGGAGGUGUUAGCUUCAGCCGGAGAUAAGGACAAAGACAAUGACAGUGCUUUUAAUUACGAUUAUGAAUCUCUGAGAAUCGGUGGCCUGGUUUUCGCAGUGGUACUGUUCCUCAUGGGUAUCGCCCUCAUUGUCACCCGUAAAUGUACCUGUUCGAAGAGCGACAAGUCGAGGUCCAGGGAACCUAAUGUGGAAUCAGGUGUUCCAAGAGCUUAGUCAACACAGAGUGUUACUGAAUGUCGCCAGUAGGUGGCAGCAAAUACUUUGAUCACAGCUGAGGACAAUCUUUCCAUGAACACAUGAAGCAAUUUCAUAAUGUUACUGUGCUCCUUUUUUUUUUUUU